CUGACGAGACGCUGCUAAGUGGUUCAGGCUGCCGCUCUUUUUUCUUCUCAGCCCCGGAUGAUUGGUUGUCAACGUGAUGUCGAGUGCCCCCAAGAAGACCAACGAGCCCAACGGUGUCAAUUUCUUAGGAGAUACUUAACAAUAAACAACCUUUUCCAGAAAAAAGAAACGACUAUGACCUUCAGACACAAAAAUGCAAAACGAAUUGAAGGGCUUGACAGCAAUAUAUGGGUGGAAUUUACCAAGUUAGCUGCGGAUCCCUCUGUUGUUAAUCUUGGACAAGGCCUUCCAGAUAUAUCUCCUCCUAACUACUUAAAAGAAGAGUUGGCAAAAGCAGCCUUUGUGAAUAGGUUAAAUCAGUACACACGUGGUUUUGGACACCCAUUGUUGGUGGAGGCCUUGUCCCAAGUGUAUGGAAAGGUCUGUGGAAGAAAGAUUGACCCGUACACUGACAUCCUGGUGACAGUAGGAGCAUAUGGAUCUCUAUUUAGUGCAAUGCAGGGACUCAUUGAAGUAGAAGAUGAAGUGAUAAUAAUAGAGCCAUACUAUGACUGUUACGUGGAUAUGGUGAAGAUGGUAGGAGCAAAACCUGUGUGUAUUCCUUUGAGAUAUAAACCUGCAGCUGGAGGAGAUGUUGCCUCUAGUGCUGACUGGGUCUUGGAUCCUGCUGAACUUGCAAGUAAAUUUAAUUCCAAGACAAAAGCUAUUGUACUGAACACCCCUCACAAUCCUAUAGGAAAGGUCUAUACAAAAGAAGAGCUCCAGAAAAUUGCUGAUCUCUGUAUUAAGCAUGAUAUCCUGUGCAUCAGUGAUGAAGUGUAUGAAUGGAUGAUAUACAAUGGAAAGAAGCACAUUAAAAUAGCUACUUUGCCUGGAAUGUGGGAAAGAACAGUAACUAUAGGAAGUGUUGGAAAAACAUACACUGUAACAGGCUGGAAGCUUGGAUGGUCCAUUGGUCCCCAGCAUCUAAUAAAACAUUUGCAAGUUGUUCAGCAAAAUACACUCUAUACGUGUCCAACUCCAUUACAGGAGGCUGUGGCACAAGCUUUUCUGAUAGACUUCAGACGCAUGGAUGAGUCAGACUGCUACUUCUGCUCUCUGCCUAGGGAAUUGGAGGGCAAGCGGAACCACUUGGCUCGGAUGCUGCAGGAAGUUGGACUGAAACCUGUCGUUCCAGAGGGAGGAUACUUCAUGAUUGUUGAUGUAUCCAUGCUAAAUGUAGAUGUAUCAGACAUGGAAGAGAACAAGCCAUAUGAUUAUAAAUUUGUGAAAUGGAUGAUAAAAAAUAAGAAGCUGGCAGCUAUCCCCCUCACUGCAUUUUGUAGUCCAGAGACCCAAGAGAAGUUUGAGAAGUAUAUACGGUUUUGCUUCAUCAAAGAAGACAGCACAUUGGAUGCAGCAGAAAAGAUAUUGAAGAACUGGAAGAAACAUUAAUCAAGAAGUUAACUUCUGCUAGUUUUUAUGGAUGUCUGUACAUAUGCUUGUACAUUUAACACCAACCAGAUUUACAGUGAAAUCCUAAGCACAGUGACUCCAGUCUAAGCCCAUUGCAGUCAAUGGGCUUAGACUGGAGCCUCUCUACUUAGGAUUUCAUUUUUCAUGAACCUUCUUUAAAUUUCACCAUGCUGCCACCUGCUGGACAUUCAAUAAUAAUAAUGUAAAAAGAGGUUGCUUUUGAUGUCUUGCCAUAUAGUAUUUUUAAAAACAUCAACUGGAAUAAUUCUGCUUUACUUUAGUUUUUUUAAAAACAGGGUUUCAGUGAAAUAUAUGCAGACUGUAUCCAUUGGAUCUCAGUCCAGUGUGUGCAUCUGCACAUGCUCUUAAUUUAUUUUCUACACAGCUUUUGUUUGAAUAGCAGCUCUUCUGCAUGCUCAGCAGAAGCAGACUGUAUGAGUGCUUUGACUGCUGGAUGUGCAGACAAGGUCCUUGCUGUACUAUACUGUGCCAGGCAAGCCCAUGGCAAACUGGUGAGGAGACUUAGGGGCAAUCUUGCCCAAUGCCCUUUUCCAGCUACUUUUAGUACUAUAGUCAGUUUUAAUCUGAUCUCCAACUAAUUUGAUCUCCAACUCCAACUAAGAGAAUUUGAUUUUCAUAGGAUUCUGUUUAGUGGAUUAUCUUCUAGUGGGAUUGCAGAGCCUGGUAGGAUGGAAAUAAACUUGAUGUAAUGUGAAACUAAUCGCUUACCUCUCUCUGCUUUUUAAAAAAAGGUUUGUUAAACAUUUGCAGAGAAGUGUACUAAGAAGGCUAUGCGCAAAAAAAUGUUUUUAAAUGUUUUCCAAACACCCCCCCCCCAUUUGUAAUAUUUAAACGUUGUUUUGGAGAUGUGGACUCAGAGCAUCCAGUGCAGGAGCACUGCAUCUGAUAAAUGCAUUCUGAAUAAAUUUAAACAAAUCUUUUAUUAAAGCAUAAAUGUCAGGAUACAUUUGAACAGUAAUUAAAUUUAAAUGUCAUGUAAUGUAGUUACAUGACAUCUCUUCAAUAUAUUCAUGUACAUAACUGUAUUGCAAUUUCAGUGACAAUCAGGCUGAGAGAAAUGUCAUCUGUUGCCUUCUGAUUGGUUCAGUAAAAUGAUAGUGCUAUUUUAAAGGGCAGAUAUGUUAAUGAAUUAAAAUACAAAUGCACUUUUAAUAUAGUAGCCAUCAAAAGACUUAACUGGAAUGAAUGAGAAAUCAAAUAUAUUAACACAGACAAUCACGAGAGUUGUCAAAUCAUGCAGUUUUAUUUCAUCAGUUGCAUGGGAAAUGACUAUGGAGGAGACUAGACAGUGCUUUAGAUGAUAAGAGCUAAAACAUGGCAAAAUGUGUAAAUAAGAUCACCUGCACUGCAAUUGUAAGUAUAGUUGCAUCCUUCUAAGUCCACUGAAGUCAAAUGGGCUUAGAAUGUUAUAACUUUUCUUAGGCUUGUGCUUUUAUUUGCUUUUGCAGCAAAGCAAAUAGGAUAUAAACUGAACCACUAGAUAGGAUUUCCCCCUCACAAUUUAUAGUUGCAUUUUAGAAUAACGAUAAUUGAGAAUCUACUGUAUAUUGUCUUUUUUUGCAAAGUUGUUUGACAACUCAUUAAAAUGAAAUUGCCAAAAAUCUUAAA
Messenger RNA from Eublepharis macularius, 3084 nucleotides. RefSeq names its product kynurenine aminotransferase 3 (gene KYAT3). Gene Ontology annotation, molecular function: L-kynurenine:2-oxoglutarate transaminase activity; pyridoxal phosphate binding. The transcript is spliced from 14 exons. Lineage: Eukaryota; Metazoa; Chordata; Lepidosauria; Squamata; Eublepharidae. Gene Ontology annotation, cellular component: mitochondrion; cytoplasm. Gene Ontology annotation, biological process: biosynthetic process. The record is from RefSeq and is a predicted model, not a curated record. Bases 58 to 1434 code for a protein of 458 amino acids.